UGUCUCUGUUUCCAAUUGAGUUUAUUGCUGACUGUGACAAAAUCGCCGCUAUUAUUGACAACUGUACGCGAUUUCCGUCAUUAUAGCUUUCACUUUGAUUUAAUUUGCUCCUUAAGGCCAUAUGAUGACAAAUCUGGUUUAAAUUUCUGUCCUUCUUUAGCAUAUUCCCGAAGUCCGGUGAAGGCCAGAACAGCCUGCAGCCAGGCUUCCAAUGGGACAGACAAUUCCAACACCCUCUCCGGUGCCCCCGAACGGUGUUCCUCCCAAUCCCCUGUCGACACCUCCUCGCCUCCUAUUCCACCCGACAGAGAUGACAGAGAUAGUCUAGGACAUGGCACUGUCUACGAGAAACCACCCUACUCCUACGCUCAACUAAUUGUUCAAGCCAUCGCCUCUGCUCCUAAAAAGCGUUUGACCCUCUCCGAUAUCUACAAUUACAUCUCCACUACAUUCCCAUAUUACAAACCCAAUCAAAAGGGUUGGCAGAAUUCCAUCCGGCAUAAUCUGUCCCUCAACCGCUACUUUGUUCGCAUUCCUCGAGGUCAAGAGGAGCCUGGCAAAGGUGCUUUCUGGCGUCUGGAUCCAGCAUCGGAAGCCCAUUUAGUCGUUAAAGCUUUCCAGAAACGUCGACAAAGAUCGUAUGCUGUUCCAGCCUAUGUCACUGGUGGGAAUUCCCCUCAGGCAAACUCUGGAAACAGCCUCCCUGAAAAUUCCAGUGUUCCACUUCUAAGCAACCCAAACAACAAUCCAACAGCAAACUUCAUAGAUGAAAGAGAUCUCGGCUUCAAUUCUAGAUUUUUCAAUCUCCAAAAUCCGGUUUCCACUUCAGCAGUUACCUCAAAUUCAAGUACCAUCAAUCCUCUUGAAGCUGACCUAUUGGCAAAAAAGUGA
This is a messenger RNA of Rodentolepis nana, 891 nucleotides long. NCBI's taxonomy places the organism in Eukaryota, Metazoa, Platyhelminthes, Cestoda, Cyclophyllidea, Hymenolepididae. The record is from the annotation of a GenBank genome assembly.